This is a messenger RNA of Ambispora leptoticha, 355 nucleotides long. NCBI's taxonomy places the organism in Eukaryota, Fungi, Glomeromycota, Glomeromycetes, Archaeosporales, Ambisporaceae. The record is from the annotation of a GenBank genome assembly.
AUGUCUGAGCUGGAGCUCAAUCAAGGCCUCUGUAAUGAAUGUUAUCAGGAGCAAAUAACACCUUUCACUAGUUCUCAAAAAAGAAAAGAAUCAGAACAAGAGCCUAAUCCUCAAAAUAUUAUUACUCAGCAAGCUCAACAAAUUAUUCAACUUCAAAAAGAAAAUGAACAUUUAAAUCAACUACUUUAUUCUCUACAACAAAACCAAUUUUGGAUGCAAUACUUUGCACAACCUGCAUCUAUAGAAGAAACAGAACUUCAACAAGAAGAAUUAAACCGUCAAGAAGUUUAUACUAUCGGACAAUUAGAGCUUGAGGAGGAAUAUUUGUUAACCCUAGAGGAUCAAGUUGAGACAG